CUGGAUACAGUGAGCUGCAGAGGAGCAGCUGUGGCUCGUUUCAGGCCGUAUUACUGAAGUAUAACUGCACACAACAACAGCAGCCGGAUAACAGCAGCUUUAUCCGGUUAUUACCAGCAGACAGCCCCAACCAUGAACCCUGCAGCCGGCAGAGACGACUCAAACCCGGCAGACAACUACAUGCCGCAGUCUUCAUCAGCAGCAGCAUCAUCGUCAUCCUCAGCAGGAGGAGGUUUGUAUCUGGAUGCCUAUGCCGUGUCUUUUCCCCUGGAGGAGAACGUGGAGCGACCGCCUGCCUACCACCUGAACCAGGGCCAGCAGAUGAUGGACGAGCCGGUGGUUCAGGAGCUGCCCUACUCUCAGUACAGUCCCUUCAUCCUGGUGUCCAACCUGCGGGCUCACCUGUACGUCUCCCUGGAGAAGAACGCCUGGCUGCAGAAACGCAUCGAGGAGCUGGAGGAGGAACGCAACUUCCUGCGCUGUCAGCUGGACCGCUUCAUCGUCAGCAUGAGGAGUCCGGAGGCGACGGAGUGGUGUGGAGACGCCCAGCAUGCUGUGAAGGUCCAGCCGGCCAGCUCUCCCUCCCCUCCCUCCCCCAUGACCACCAGGUCUGGAAUGACCCUCAAACGCCUCCAGGGACCAGGACCAGGGCCUCGGACCCGCCGCAGCGCCCCUAUCCCUGUGAAGGAGGAGUAUCAUCUGGAGGAGGAGAAAUACUUCACUGACGAUGAGUACGUGGAGGAGGAGGAAGAGGAAGAGGAAGACGAGGACUCUUCGGCAGAGAAGGGGUCAAAGAAGAAGGGCAGAGGCCGAGCCAACGGAGAGCCAAGGAUGAAGAUGAGGAGGAUCUUCAGGAUAACCCACAGCAGGGAGAGACAAAGAGUUAAAGACCCAGACGGGGUUUUGAUUCGGUAUAAGAAGAUCCUGUCCACCUACCAGCGGGUGAGGAGCAUGUCCAGAGCCUUCCAGAUCCAUGGAGUCGACCGCAACACCAUGGCCUCCACCUCCCCGAUCGCCGAGCUGCUGCUGGUGGCUCCGGAGAAGGUGACAGAAGUCGGGGAGUUCGAGGCAUCGAAGGAGAAGCUCCUGGAUUAUGCCCGGCGGUGCUACAAGACGAUGGACGAGGCGACGCACUCCAAAGUCCAGACCAUGAAGAAAACUCACAAGUUGCUGCCGAUCUCUUACAGGUUCAGAAACUGAGCAGCAGAGCAGGAAGAAGAAGGAAAUGUUUGGUUAAAUCAGAGUUUUCUACACCACACACUGACUUUUACAGCUCGUUAGAUGUGAGACUGAGAAGAUUAAAUGUCUGUUUGAGAAGAGUUUCUCCAAUGAGCAGCUUGAUUUCUAUAAAUACUUUUCUUUUUGCUUCAUGUGCAGCCAGUAGAGGUGAAAUUAUUUUUUUUUUGAUCAGAUUUUGGUUUUCAGCGUAGAGACUGAAGUAACUUCUGUUUUGUGUUUCUGUUUUUUCGACUAAAGCUCGAUGAACUGUGAAAUCUUUGGACGUGAUUUUUUUUUCUUCAGAUCAGGUAUCAAAACAGUCAGAUAGAGUUUGACUUAAUGUGUCUUUAAUUUGUGAAAGAUUGUUUUGCUUUGUCAGUUAAACUAAUUUCUUUCAUUUUUUUCUCUAUUAGAUGAGAAAGUAAUGUGUGUUUUCUUCAUUUUUUGAGUUACAGAAAUAUAAGUGAACAUUUACAUUUGUUAUCAAUUAUUCAACAAAGCAAGUUUAUUUAUUUAUGUAUUUCAUGCCUUAAUUAUGAAAGUAUUUAAGUUUCAAAGUAUUGAUGUUGCUGAAAUGUUUGGAAUUAUGACUGAAAACAGAAGAUGUAAAACAUCAUGUCAUGCAAAAAAAUAAAUGUUGUU
Messenger RNA from Amphiprion ocellaris (clown anemonefish), 1860 nucleotides. Its product is annotated as coiled-coil domain-containing protein 106-like. The record is from RefSeq and is a predicted model, not a curated record. NCBI's taxonomy places the organism in Eukaryota, Metazoa, Chordata, Actinopteri, Pomacentridae. The transcript is spliced from 7 exons. Bases 133 to 1200 code for a protein of 355 amino acids. Gene Ontology annotation, cellular component: nucleoplasm.